AUGGACCCAAAACUACUCGACCGGGUACUACCAGGGAAAUUUGUUUUCGUGAUCCCUCUUUAUAUUGGGGUUGAGCUUAUCCUCGCAGUAGCCAUAUUAAACAAGGCUGGUGGAGCUUACGGUGUGUUAUCGAUAUUGACAGGACAUCAUUUGAACUUUUGGCAAUGGCUCUUCAAUUUAUUACAGUUCCUAACACUCCCAUUUUACAUCUCGGCUCUUUCGAAUAUUCUCAAUCGAGCCACCAACGUGAGAAAGACCAGCUUGGCAUGUCUAAUUUAUUUGAUCGAUACGGUCAUUGGGUUGCUCUACACAAUUUACUUUGUAUACUUCUGGUUCAGCAGAGUCGACAAUAACCCUACGGGCUACGGAGACGGAAUGGCUUCCUCCGAAUCCCAAUCCUACUCUUCUUAUAUGCGCAGGUCAUCAAGUUCAACGCCAAAAGAGACGGAAGAUUUGUCCCAGUCUGCGUCACCUCAGAGAGAACUCUUUUUGACGGUAAGUGGGAUUAUCGUCACAAACGCUAUCAGGUUGUACUUUGCAUUAGUGUUCCUUUCCUUUACUAGGCAGCUCUUGAAGCAGUCUGCCCUCAAUCAGAAAUAUCACGGUGCCGACUCUUUGGACGAGGAAGUAUUGCAUCCUACCAGUGUUAUGGGCAGAAUUAAAAAAUUUGUUUAUGACCUUGAAAUGAGAGCCAAGCAUUUCAUGAUCGAGUUUUUCAGCUAG
Messenger RNA from Candidozyma auris, 723 nucleotides. RefSeq lists its product as uncharacterized. NCBI's taxonomy places the organism in Eukaryota, Fungi, Ascomycota, Pichiomycetes, Serinales, Metschnikowiaceae. Gene Ontology annotation, cellular component: Golgi membrane; inositol phosphoceramide synthase complex. Gene Ontology annotation, biological process: inositol phosphoceramide metabolic process. The record is from RefSeq and is a predicted model, not a curated record. Gene Ontology annotation, molecular function: inositol phosphoceramide synthase regulator activity. The transcript has 2 exons. Bases 1 to 723 code for a protein of 240 amino acids.